AUUUGUGUCCAUCUUUGAGUCCUGAGUCUUUUUCGGCGCACAUGGUGUGAUCUAUGCACACAGCAUCAGUUGCAACGCAGCAGAAAAACGGGGACAACGGCAAGAAAACUGUUAGAUCCAAGAGGAAGAGGGCGGUGUCUGCGCGUUGUGGCCGGAGGCGGGCACAAUGCCGCGCCUCCGCCUCCCUCUGGUCCUCCUCCUCCCCAUAACCCUCACCAUCCUCCUCCUCCUCCUCUUCAUGUCUUCCCCACGCCCACGCCCGCCCACGCCGCAGCCGCUCCCCUGCGGCGCCGCGCUCUCGGAUGCGGCCGACGGCCGGUGGGUGCCGACUCCGUCCCCCGCGCCGCCACCGCUCUACUCCCCAUCCUGCCCCUUCCACCGCAACGCCUGGAACUGCCUCCGCAACGGCCGCCCCCAGCUCGCGGCGCUCUCCUGGGCACCCAACCGCUGCGGCGGCGCUGUCGUCCCGAGGAUCAACGCCGUGGGGUUCCUGGCCGCGGCCAGGGGCAGACGGGUCGGGCUCGUGGGGGACUCGCUUUCUGAGAACCUCGUUGUCGCGCUGCUCUGCGCGCUCCGCUCGGCAGACGACGGCGCGCGCAAGUGGAAGCGGCGAGGCGCGUGGCGCGGAGGGUACUUUCCGAGGGAGGACGUCGUCGUCGCCUACCACCGCGCCGUCCUGCUCGCCAAGUACACGUCACCUGUGGAGAAGUCCAAAGAACUUCAGAAGGAUGGAAUAAAAGGAACUUACAGAGUGGAUAUUGACAUCCCUGCUGAUGAUUGGGUAAAUGUCACAAAGUUCUAUGAUGUGCUAAUUUUCAACACCGGACACUGGUGGAAUACAUAUAAAUUUUCAAAAGAGACUCCCCUGGUUUUCUACAAAGGAGGAAAGCCGAUUGAGCCUCCACUUGGCAUGCACGAUGGACUGAAAGUAGUUCUGAAAAGUAUGGCCUCUUACAUUGAAAGGGAGGUUCCCGGGAAAACACUGAAGCUGUGGCGCACACAAUCACCUAGGCACUUCUAUGGAGGCGAGUGGGAUCACAAUGGCAGCUGUGUAUCUGAUAGACUCCUUGAAGAGCAUGAGCUCGAUUCUUGGUUUGAUCCCCGGUUUGGGGGAGUGAACAAAGAUGCGAGAAUGGUGAAUUCAGCAAUCCAGGAAGCCCUAGUUGGCACUGAUAUUCAGUUGCUCAACCUGACUCACAUGAGCGAGUUCCGUGCUGACGCCCAUCCAGCUAUCUGGCUUGGCAAGAAGGACGCGGUGGCUGUCUACGGACAGGACUGCAUGCAUUGGUGCCUGCCUGGCGUGCCGGACACAUGGGUCGACAUCUUGGCUGCACAGAUCUUGCAUUACUUUCUGCAGGGAAAAGGUUGAUUGCCUUGCUGAAGUUAGAAUCCUUGUUGACAUUUUUUUGCCUAACGGAACGAACUGCGCCUUGUAAUUUCGAACGGGGGGAGUAGACCCGAAUGGAGAAUGAUGCCAAGGCCCCCAUUACGAUGUCUCGAAGAGGGGAAAUGUCCCGUGGGUGUCAUGUCCUGAUCGAUCUCCUGAUCACAUCCUCCCCCUCGUAGGAGGUCACUUCGACCACUCAGGAGUACCUGGUCCGGAUCCGACUAUUGGAGACUCCGGACGGCUAGUGAAUGUUCUGUGUUGUACAAUUCACAACCUAACUUUUAUAGUCUCUGACAAAUACGUUUUCCAUAAUGGCCUGCUGUGAUACUUUUUUGUCUCGAAUAUUAUUCCAUUUCUUCAA
Messenger RNA from Panicum hallii, 1748 nucleotides. Its product is annotated as protein trichome birefringence-like 12. Bases 167 to 1369 code for a protein of 400 amino acids. Gene Ontology annotation, molecular function: O-acetyltransferase activity. Gene Ontology annotation, cellular component: Golgi apparatus. The record is from RefSeq and is a predicted model, not a curated record. NCBI's taxonomy places the organism in Eukaryota, Viridiplantae, Streptophyta, Magnoliopsida, Poales, Poaceae. The transcript is spliced from 4 exons.